UAAUUCAUUAUAUUAUUAUAGUUUUUACAAUUUAUAUUCUUCAAGCUGUGCUAUAAAUAGUAAUUACUUUUUUAGGGUACCUACUAUACUACUUUUGUAUGUUUAUAGCCCAUUACUUUAUGCAACCCUCAGCUUAACCGAAAAUAAUUGAAAUAUUGUUUAAAUUAAAAUGCUAUCUUCACUUGUUAAAGAACAUCAAGUAAAACAAGCUGCCCGCAAGGAAAGCCAAGAUAUUAAAAGAAAAGAGGCAGUGAACGCAGCCAAUGAAUUAACCAACGCACUGGUCGAACACCUUAAUGUUGGUGUUGCCCAAGCGUAUCUCAAUCAAAAAAAACUCGAUGCUGAAGCAAAACAAUUACACCAGAGUGCAAUUGUCUUUUCCAAACAAACUUCUCAAUGGCUGUCACUGAUCGACAACUUUAAUAGUGCUCUCAAGGAGUUGGGCGAUGUUGAGAACUGGACACGUACCAUUGAAAAUGACAUGCAAAACAUCACCACUACCCUAGAGUAUGCAUAUAAAGUUUCGCAAAAACCUUAACUAAUGAUGGUCACAAGAACAUGUUUUCUCAAUCUCAGUUUUAAUCCAUUGUUCAUUUGUACUUAUUUAAAAUAACUGGAUACCUAUUACCUACAUAAUUUGUUAUUAUUAAUUUUUAUUAUUUUUGUAUAUUAUACAUAAAAUUAUAUUUUUA
Metopolophium dirhodum (rose-grain aphid) is the source of this 692-nucleotide messenger RNA. It is a transcript of the gene Blos1, whose product is annotated as biogenesis of lysosome-related organelles complex 1 subunit 1. The coding region runs from base 170 to 538 and encodes 122 amino acids. Gene Ontology annotation, cellular component: BLOC-1 complex. The transcript is spliced from 4 exons. Lineage: Eukaryota; Metazoa; Arthropoda; Insecta; Hemiptera; Aphididae. Gene Ontology annotation, biological process: endosomal transport. The record is from RefSeq and is a predicted model, not a curated record.